GACAAAGGGGGAAAAGUCACGCAGUCGCUCCUGCGCGCAACAGAUAUUCCUCACAAAGUAUGCGAUUUACACUAGCUCGCGAAACUUUUUGUUUUCGAUUAGCAAAUAACAUGUCGCCAAAAGCGUAGUUUGCGGACUCCCGUUGUGUUCAGUGAAAGUUAGGCGGAACUUUCUGGGACAAUGCAGGCGAGUGGAAUUUUGUGUCUGUUUUUGGCACUGAUGUUGCCGUGCUGUUUCGUGGCUUCUGGACAGUAUCACAGAGAUAGUGGGAUAGCCGUUCCCGACCACGGUUUCUGUCAGCCCAUAACCAUCCCCCUGUGCACGGACAUCGCUUACAACCAAACCAUAAUGCCAAAUCUGGUCGGACACUACAACCAAGAGGAUGCUGGGCUGGAGGUCCACCAGUUUUACCCGCUGGUCAAGGUACAGUGCUCUCCUGAACUCAAGUUCUUCCUGUGCUCCAUGUAUGCGCCAGUGUGCACGGUUUUGGAGAAAGCCAUCCCGCCAUGCCGCUCCAUUUGCGAGAGGGCAAAGCACGGCUGCGAGGCCCUCAUGAACAAGUUUGGCUUCCAGUGGCCAGAGCGGCUGAGAUGUGAACAUUUCCCAGUGCUGGGAGACGGACACAUCUGUGUGGGCCAGAACGACUCUGCGGCUACAGUGUCGCCCGUUCACAUGCCCGUUCCAGGAACGCCCAGCAUUCAGCUGUACUCCUCGCCGGACAAGCCCUUCCGCUGCCCGUCAGUGCUCAAAGUGCCUUCCUACCUCAGUUAUAAGUUCCUGGGCGAGCUGGAUUGCGGUGCUCCAUGUGAGUCCUCCAGAACACAUGGGGCUUAUAUGUUCUUCACGGACCAGGAGAUUGAAUUUGCCCGGAUUUGGAUCCUCAUCUGGUCCUCUCUCUGCUGUGCAUCCACGUUAUUCACAGUUACCACGUAUUUAGUGGACAUGCAGCGUUUUAAAUACCCAGAACGUCCUAUUAUUUUCAUGUCCGGCUGCUAUACCAUGGUUUCCAUUGCGUAUAUCGCUGGUUACUUUCUUGGGGACAAAGUCGUGUGCAACGAGAGCUUUUUUCCCGACAGCUAUAAAACCAUCGUUCAAGGUACGAAGAAAGAAGGGUGUACGAUUUUAUUCAUGAUGCUGUAUUUCUUCAGUAUGGCGUCUUCAAUUUGGUGGGUCAUCCUGUCUCUCACUUGGUUCUUGGCGGCUGGUAUGAAAUGGGGCCAUGAGGCUAUUGAAGCCAAUUCACAGUACUUUCACCUGGCCGCCUGGGCCGUUCCGGCUGUAAAGACUAUUAGCAUCCUGGCCAUGGGGCAAAUCGAUGGAGACAUGUUAAGUGGCGUCUGUUUUGUGGGCCUGAACAAUCUGGAUCCCUUGAGGGGCUUCGUGUUGGCCCCUCUCUUCAUCUACCUCUUCAUUGGCACCUCGUUCCUGCUCGCCGGCUUCGUGUCCCUGUUUCGCAUCCGCACCAUCAUGAAGCACGACGGCACCAAGACCGAGAAGCUGGAGCGAUUGAUGGUCCGCAUAGGUGUGUUUUCGGUUCUCUACACCGUCCCGGCCACCAUCGUCAUCGCUUGCUUUUUUUACGAGCAGGCCUUCAGGCAGCACUGGGAGAAGAGCUGGAUCAGUACGAACUGUAAGAGCCUGGCCAUCCCGUGCCCCAUGCAACCCGCUCCUCACAUGACCCCCGACUUCACUGUCUUCAUGAUCAAGUACCUCAUGACUCUCAUUGUAGGGAUCACUUCGGGAUUCUGGAUCUGGUCGGGGAAGACGCUGCACUCUUGGAGGAAGUUCUACACACGAUUGACCAGUGGCGGACAAGGGGAGACCACCGUUUGAAACGGGAAAUCGGGGUCCACAUUUUCAGCCAACAAUGAUUUUAGAACUACAAAAACAUAAUAAAGUGCCUUUUAUUGUCAGUAUUUUGAAAGCAGUUACACUUAUUUUUAGACUGUCAGAGACUUUCAAGUGGUAAGAGAAAUGGGACGUAGACCACUUGACUUCCCCAAACAAACAUGGCCAAUUUGAUACCAAGUGCAGAAAUGUUUUCCUCCCCCAUUCUGUUGCCCCCCUGUUUUUUCUCAUAAGCUGCUGGCCAUAAAAACUCAACAUGGAAAGUGAGAUACCAGCUGGGAAUUCAACAAACGACAGAGCAAUGAGAGCCAUGGCGGGAGGAGAGCUCAAAAGCUUGCUAUGUAAUAUACGGCAGGCAGUUGUGUUAAAUGUAAUUAAAACAUUGUACAUAACAUUUGUAAAAAUCUGUAUUUCAACAUUAUUAUAUAUUUGUAUUUAAGCAAGUCUACGUUUUUUUGUUUCAAAAUUUGGUACUGUGUAGUAUCUAGAAUUUGUAGCCACUAGUCUCUCUUUCAUAUCUUCUAUACUCAUGUUUGCUCUGUUUCAAAUUAAAGUUGUUGUAAAUAAUACUCCUAUUCUUUUUCAACUUUAUUCCGUUCAGAAGUGAAAGGAGAACAGUUUUCAUAUUUGUUGUGGAUUUAAAGGAGUAGUUCACCUAAAAAUAAAUAUUCUGUCAUUUGCUCACCCUCAUGUUGUUUCAAAGC
This is a messenger RNA of Sinocyclocheilus rhinocerous, 2552 nucleotides long. Its product is annotated as frizzled-2-like. Gene Ontology annotation, cellular component: plasma membrane. Gene Ontology annotation, molecular function: Wnt receptor activity; Wnt-protein binding. The record is from RefSeq and is a predicted model, not a curated record. The coding region runs from base 181 to 1833 and encodes 550 amino acids. The transcript has a single exon. NCBI's taxonomy places the organism in Eukaryota, Metazoa, Chordata, Actinopteri, Cypriniformes, Cyprinidae. Gene Ontology annotation, biological process: canonical Wnt signaling pathway; non-canonical Wnt signaling pathway.